Molecule: messenger RNA, 1191 nt
Organism: Zasmidium cellare ATCC 36951
Lineage: Eukaryota; Fungi; Ascomycota; Dothideomycetes; Mycosphaerellales; Mycosphaerellaceae
Exons: 2
Coding region: 1-1191 (396 amino acids)
Biological process (GO): G protein-coupled receptor signaling pathway
Cellular component (GO): G protein-coupled receptor homodimeric complex; membrane
Molecular function (GO): pheromone binding; mating-type factor pheromone receptor activity
Source: RefSeq, a predicted model, not a curated record
AUGGCUUCCACACUCGACAGCGUGCCCAACAAUGGCUCGUUCGACCCGUACCACCAGCAAAUCAUCAUCACCAUGCCGGAUGGCCAGACGCAAUUCGCGACCAGCAUCCACAACAUCUUCGAGCUGCAACACCUGGCGGUCACGCAGACAGCCGUCUUCGCCGUCCAGAUUGGUCUCAGCGCGGUCCUCAUGACGGUUCUGGCAUUGAUGACCCAGGCCGACAAGCGCCGCAGCCUCAUCUUCAUCUUCAACCUGACUGCACUGCUCUUCAUCUUCAUCCGAGGCAUCGUCCAAUGCGUCCAAACGGCAGGUCCGCUCUACAACUUCUACAACUGGACCGCCGAGUACUACCCCGACGACAGCGUCACAUCACGGCAAUCCGUCGUCCUCGAAGUCUGCUCGUUCAUCAUGGUGAUGGCCAUUGAGCUGUCUCUGAUGCUGCAGGUUCGCAUCGUGUGCUGCACCUUGUCCACCUUUUGGCGUCGCUGCCUCGAUUGCUUGUCGAUCCUGGCCGUCACCGCCACACUCGCGAUUCGCUUCGUUUGCAUGAUCCUCAACAUCCUCUGGAACAUUGUGGACGUGGGUAACACGACCGAAAACGAGUUCAACAUGAUCGCCAAGCUUUCGAACGUCUCGAUUGCCACCCUUAUGGCCAGCAUCUUCCUCUUCAGCGGCAUCUUCUCCGUCAAGCUCCUCGUGGCCAUCCGUCAGCGUCGUGACAUGGGUAUGAAGAGUUUCGGGGCAGUUCAGAUCAUCUUCAUCAUGGGUUGCCAGACUAUGAUCGUACCAGCACUCUUCGGCAUCAUCUCAUACUGGGCCAUACCAGGCUCGCAACUUUACACGAUGACGCCCGUCGUUGUAGCCACCUUCCUGCCGCUCUCAAGCAUCUGGGCGUCCACCAGCACGAAAGGCAAUAAUAACAUUGCUGCCCCUCAUCAGUGGCACAACCGCCGUGAGAAGAGCACCUUGCGCAACCCCGGUACCCCAGCAUAUUCGAGCGAGAAGGGCCUCCUUCCCACCACCGUCAACACCGACUGCACACUCGUCGACGAUCGUUCAGCAAGCGUGUCCGAGCCAAGCCCUCGCAAGCCAGGCCAUGCCGACUCUGGAGAGCGCGACAGCAUCGACCUCGAAAUGCAAAAGAUGGGCCGCAUCCGUGUCGACAGAGCCUACAGCGUCCGAUCUGACUAG